AUGCAUCCACAAAAGGUAAUUUCUAAUUUUACAAUUACCAACCCUAUCACUAACCAUAACACUAACCCUAACACUAACCCUAACACAAACCCUCACACCAACCCUAUCACUAACCAUAACACUAACCCUAACACUAACCCUAACAAAAACCCUCACACCAACCCUAACACAAACCCUCACACCAACCCUAUCACUAACCAUAACACUAACCCUAACACAAACCCUCACACCAACCCUAUCACUAACCAUAACACUAACCCUAACACAAACCCUCACACCAACCCUAUCACUAACCAUAACACUAACCCUAACACAAACCCUCACACCAACCCUAACACAAACCCUCACACCAACCCUAUCACUAACCAUAACACUAACCCUAACACAAACCCUCACACCAACCCUAUCACUAACCAUAACACUAACCCUAACACUAACCCUAACACAAACCCUCACACCAACCCUAACACAAACCCUCACACCAACCCUAUCACUAACCAUAACACUAACCCUAACACAAACCCUCACACCAACCCUAUCACUAACCAUAACACUAACCCUAACACAAACCCUCACACCAACCCUAUCACUAACCAUAACACUAACCCUAACACAAACCCUCACACCAACCCUAUCACUAACCAUAACACUAACCCUGACACUAACCCUAACACUAACCCUGACCUUAGAAAUAAUCUCAAACUCAAUUGCAACAUUGGUUCUAACCCUAUAUCUCAGACAAACUUGUAA
Molecule: messenger RNA, 750 nt
Organism: Strongylocentrotus purpuratus (purple sea urchin)
Lineage: Eukaryota; Metazoa; Echinodermata; Echinoidea; Camarodonta; Strongylocentrotidae
Product: circumsporozoite protein-like
Exons: 2
Coding region: 1-750 (249 amino acids)
Source: RefSeq, a predicted model, not a curated record